CUAGACUGAGAGAUGGUAUUAUACACAUGAUAUGAAGCGCAACUUGCCCCACAAGGAUUUCCUAGAAAUACGCUGCGCUUUAUAAAAUAAAAAUUAUAAUACUGCCUGAUUUAUGACAUAUUCUUUUUGAAUCAACGGAUUCUUUUCAUCGAAUUGAAUGUCCGAUUAGGGGAUUUUAAACUAUAAACUCUUCGGUUAACCAUCAUUGCUUCAAGACUGACAAAAAAUCUGAUAGAAUAAUAGUAGUAAUGUCGGGUUCUGGUGAUAUGGGAAACGAUAGCAGUGCAGGGAGCAGUGGUGGAUUAGGCGACAGUAGCGGUAAAAUUAGGAAACAUCACCAAUCAACAAAUGUUCUGCAGAGGAUGACCGGUAUAUUAGAAGAUAAAAGCAACGAUUACAUGUGUCCAAUUUGUUUUGAUCUCAUCGACACGGCAUACAUCACACGUUGCGGACAUACGUUUUGCCAUCACUGCAUCGUCAAGUGUCUAGAGAUUAAGGACCGAUGUCCAAAAUGCAGUUUCACUCUGAAGGAACAAGACAUCUUUCCAAACUUUUUGUUGGACGAACUAGUCUCAAAAUAUAAAACGAGAACUAAAGGCCUCGCACAGCUAGGCUCUUAUGCAGAGAACAGCAGACAUAGAACGUCGGGUAACGAUUUAUCAAUACCGGCAGCCGAUGGAUUAAGAAGCAUCGUGGCGGCGGAAAGCGCCAAUCUCACUUUACCUGAUGUAAAUGUUAUGUUGGAAGUACUGACUCAGCGGAAACAUUUACUGGAGGCAGAGACUUGUACCGCGCAAAACAAACUCCUGUACGAAUUCCUAAAACACUUGCUGCAACAAAAGGAGGAGCAGAUGAAUCAGUUGCAGAAGGAAGUGGCGCUAAUCAAGAAAGACAUGGAGGAGGUGGAAAACAUUCUAAAAGACGUUCAGAGCAAGUGUCCACGAGCGGAGGACGUGAAGAAAGCAAGCGAAAAUGAUAACGCGCAGGUCUCGGCUCUCAGAAGGGAGAUGCUCGGCCUUAUAGACAUAAUAGAUUCGAAUAUGGUGAAACCUAGCGACAAGGCGACCGUCGGCAACGAUAACUUGACAAAUCCGAGCGUUGCUCAGUCAGGCGGAUCGACCCUAGCUGUACGCAGGAAGAGGCUGCAUGCUCAUUUCGACGAUUUCGUUCAAUGCUACUUUGAUUCUCGCGGUAAAGAAUUGCUGCUUGGUCAGAAACUGCAGUACCAGAGUGAAGCGCAGCAGCACGGCGGCGUGCACAGCACGAGUUCCGGUUUGAACGUCUUCCGCGAGAAUCUCGUGAAAUUUUCAAGGUACACUUCUCUGCGUCCGUUGGCCACUCUCAACUACUCAUCGGAUCUCUUCAACAAUUCCACUAUCGUAUCUAGUAUAGAAUUUGACAAGGAUAACGAGUUCUUUGCAAUAGCCGGUGUGACAAAGCGAAUAAAAGUUUUCGAUUAUGGCGCCGUUAUACGUGACACUGUGGACAUUCAUUAUCCGUGUAUCGAGAUGGUUUCGAGCUCUAAAAUCUCAUGCGUUUCAUGGAAUUCUUUUCACAAGGGCAUGCUGGCGUCAUCCGAUUAUGAGGGCACGGUAACGGUAUGGGAUGCGACGACCGGUCAGAGGACCAAAGCAUUUCAGGAACACGAGAAAAGAUGCUGGUCCGUCGAUUUCAACGACGUGGACACUAGAUUGAUCGCAUCCGGCUCCGAUGACGCUCGAGUAAAAUUGUGGGCAUUGAACACCGAUUAUUCUGUAGCAUCGUUGGAGGCGAAGGCGAACGUAUGCUGUGUGAAAUUCAAUCCGCGCAGCUCGUGUCACCUGGCGUUUGGCUCUGCUGAUCACUGUGUGCACUAUUACGAUUUGCGUAACAUGAAGGAGGCGUUGUGUGUAUUCAAAGGACAUCGUAAAGCCGUCUCCUACGUUAAAUUUAUCAAUAAAGAAGAAAUUGUGUCGGCAAGUACGGAUUCUCAAUUGAAAAUGUGGAACAUCAACAACCCGCUCUGUCUGCGAUCUUUCGUAGGACACGUAAAUGAAAAGAACUUUGUCGGCCUCGCCACUGAUGGCGAUUACGUUGCUUGCGGUUCUGAAAAUAAUGCGUUAUACGUCUAUUAUAAAGGACUGACGAAACAGUUGUUCUCAUAUAAAUUUGAUGCUGUGCGAAGUAUAUUGGAGUUGCAAGACAGGAGAGAGGAGGAUCUGAACGAGUUCGUGUCUGCGGUAUGCUGGAGGCAAAUGUCCAACGUUGUGGUAGCUGCUAAUUCUCAAGGAAUUAUUAAAAUAUUAGAACUUUAUUAGAAUUAUUAAUUUAAGACAAUUACAAAUAAAAUAAUUAAAAAUUGUGACGAACGACAAAUCGUGAGUAAAGCAUACAUUUGAUCACCGUAAAUUAAAAAGGGUCUGUAUAAUAAAAAAGACCGGAAUCUAGAAAUAAGGAAAUUGUAUAAUAUGAAAGAAAUUAUAUUUUAGAAGAACAAUUUAAGAAUUACAGCAAUGCUUGGAGAAAAAUUGAAACAAAAUUAAUAAUGUGCGAAUAUUAGUUUUUUUCUAUCUUAUAUUCAUAUACUUAGUAUAUUAGGACCCUUUUUAUUUUAUGGCUUUGUGACUUGUGAUUAGUUUGUGAGUGUGAGUAACAACGAGAAACAAUGGAGCUAUUCUAAAUUUAGUGUAAUAUAAUAUAAUGCUACGCAAAAAAAAUUUCUAACGCAACGGAAUCUAAAUUGAAUGACAAUGAUGGUGAAAAUAGGUAGAUCAUAUCAUCAACCAUUAUUGCAGGUGGAGAUCUCCAAUUAAUCUAUGCUCAAUCAACCAGAGAACACAAAUAUUUUCUCUGGAUUGUACAUAAUUUAUAAGUAUAAUUGGGGAAAUUGGUAUAGUUAAUUAUUUUUGCGUAUCUUAAACCUGUUUUCUAAUCUAAUUUGAGUAUAAUUCUAAGUAUAGACUGAAUUGUAAUAAAUGAUAUAAACAUUUUGUAUUGUUGAAUCAUAUAUAAAAGAUGUUUCUGCAUACGAUAAUUUUACGUAUUUACGUAUUACGUAUUACGUACGGUAUUAUAAAAUGAUUUUUAAAAAUAAAUUUUAUAUUAAGUUGCUGAUACUUAACUUUGCCAGAAAUAUGCUUGUUAAAACUGUAAUUUGUGCAAAUAGAUAUUUUUAGAUGAUCGGCAUGAAAGUGAAAUUCAUUCAAUAACUACGCAAUAGUUUGGAAGAAGCGUUUCAUUUUAAAAAAUGUAUAUAAGAAUAUGUGUGCAUGUGUGCGUGUGUGUAUGUGUGUAUGUGUGUAUGUGUGUUUAAAUGUGUAUUUUUUAAUAAUUUUUACGUGUUAAAAAAAUCACGAUUCAAUUUAUUUUAAUUAAUUAUAAUAUAAAAUGUGUAUUCGAUAACAUAUAAAAAACAAUAUAUGUUUAAUAACAACACAUAUUUUGAUGACAAAAAUCCUACUUAAAAAUCUUUUUGCAAUGCAUUAUUGUCGAAAAUGACUUGAUAAUAUCGCAACUUCGCAAACAAACAUGUGAUAAGGUGUAAUCAAUAGUUGACAAAUAUUUGUUUUUGUGAUAAUUGUACAAACAGAUAACACAUUAAAAUCAUAUGAUUUGCAGCUGGAUAUUUUUUUAAUUGCGUUUAAAAGUUUUUAUAUUGAUAGUUAAUAUUAAUAGUUUAUAUCAAAAAGUUUUUAGAUCAACGUUAAUAUUAUCGUUACUAUACUAUUAAAAAAUUUGCUGUGAGCCUAACUUAAAAUUACACGAAUUAAAAUAACAUGAAUUGUUCCUCUAUAUGAAUGUUGCAAAACAAAACGUUUCUGACGUGUGCCAAAAUGUACAAAAGGCAAAUAUAAAAGAAGAAAUGUGUGGUAAAGAUUAUAUAUAAAAAUCGUGUAGGAUUCUUGGAAUAUAAAACUAGUAGAACAGUGAGUUGUAUUUAAAUUUUUUUUACAAAACUAUUUUCUGCCGUAAGCGUUAACGUUCAUUAUUUUUUGUUUCCUAAAAAAAUAUAAUGUAAAUCCGUUUUUCGUUAUUUUAAAUUAUUGUAAAACUAUGCCAAUUAUAUGCCUAUAACAAAAUCGCAUUGCUGCUUAUAACAUUGCUGUAUAUAAAAAAAAAAAAACUGAUAUUUGUGAACUUUAUCAACAGAAAUUGCAUUGUAUUAUAUCUUAAAUCACUUAAAUAGGUUGUAACGCGCGCGCGCGCGCACUCGUGAAUUUAAAUUAUUAGUAAGAACUGAAUGUAAAACAGCUAUCUGUAAAUGUAUCAACGCCGAUACUGUAGACCGAGAGAACAAUAGCAGUUGUGAAUUAAUGUGUAGCUAUAAUCUUUGAAGAGAAUUAUUGUAAAUGUACCGAGCUAUAUACACACAUUGCACGUUCAUGUGUGUGUAUGUAACUGUACCGGAAAGGAAUAUUCUAGAAUAAAAAAUAGUAUAUUUUUAGAAUGUAUUUUAAAAUUACAAAUUACUAUAUCGUACAUGAUGAGUGUCAAAAAAAUGUCUAGAUUUCUGUAAUUAAUAAAUUUACGAUUUUGUGU
Messenger RNA from Linepithema humile (Argentine ant), 4518 nucleotides. RefSeq names its product E3 ubiquitin-protein ligase COP1-like. Gene Ontology annotation, biological process: proteasome-mediated ubiquitin-dependent protein catabolic process. The record is from RefSeq and is a predicted model, not a curated record. Gene Ontology annotation, molecular function: ubiquitin protein ligase activity; protein binding. NCBI's taxonomy places the organism in Eukaryota, Metazoa, Arthropoda, Insecta, Hymenoptera, Formicidae.